GGCAACCUACUAAAAUAAGGACGGGAGGAAGGGGAUAGGAACAAACGAGAAGAAAGAAAGAAAAAAACGGUUGUUUUUUACACAUGGAGAACAAAUGAGCACCAUGGCCAGGAGCCAGAUUCCACACUAUUGCUCAGCAUCAUUGAGGAUUUUGGUUCUUGAAGCGUGAUUUGGCUCAACUGCAAACUUUUUCAGCCGUGUGUGUAUGUGUGAGUCAGGAUGGUUGCGUCGACUCUUGUACCUUUUGGCCCGUAGCAGUGAAGAAGGCUGCGAAUCCCGAAUGCCUCGGAUCCAAAACCAUGGGCAUUGCACUGUCCAGGUCUGAUAAAUGCCGUAUUGUCUCCUCCACUGGGCUUCGGAGCUCUGUGCCGGGAGAAAACAGCGCCUCCUGUCCAGAGAUGAAUGGCAUUGUCAAACCUUCUCGCAAUGACAUCAUUCAAGGCACUCGGACUAACAACGAAGAGGAGCUGUUGGUUCCUGCCCUUCCAGAAAAAGCUGAUAUACAGAGAGGCUACGUGACUCCACAGCAGGUAUAUAACUUGUUAAACGCUGAAGCCGGUGAACCAGCACUCCAUGACCCAUACUAUAUCCUCAUUCUGGACUGUCGCUCUGCAGACAGGUAUAAGCAAAGUCACCUGGUUACGGCACGUGCAAGUGUGACCGUAAUUCACCCAGAUCUUGGUUGUUUGAUAAGCUGCGUCCAGCUACAGGAGUUUUCCAUCAUUCUGCUUUAUGCAGAGGAAGGACACAGCCCAGUAGGCAGCCAAGAGGCACGUGCUGACAACCCCACCCUACAGCACUGCUUCUUCCAGCUGAGUGCCCUUGGCAUGGACCCUGUCAUCUUGCUGGGUGGCUACUCGGCCUUCCACUCACUCUACCCCUUCCUGUGUACACCUCGGAUGGUCCUGCUUGAAUCUGAGCGCCGCCUUCUCACCAUCUAUCCCUCUGAGAUCCUGGAAGGGGCACUGUACCAAGGUUCUGCCUCGCAAGCGCAGGACUACCGCAUCAUCAAGAACCUGCAUAUCACACAUGUGGUCAAUGCCACCGCUGAGAUCUCAGAUGCCUUCCCCAAUGUCCUGAGGUACCUGCGACUCCGGCUCAGUGAUGAUGCCCAACAGGACCUUCGCCAGGCACUUCCAGAAGCUUCCCGUUUCAUAGCAGCAGCCCUGAGGGGUUCACCGGGUUCACCUGGAGGGCGUGUGCUAGUGCACUGCAGCCUGGGACGGAGCCGCAGUUCGGUGUUGACACUGGGCUUCCUGAUGGAACAGCGCCGCUGGUCUUUACUUCACGCUUUCCGUUGGCUCAAAGAGAGGCGCACUUGUGCGGCUCCAAAUGCUGGGUUCCUUCGUCAACUCUCAGAAUAUGAGGAGCAAUUGUUUGGGAGGCGCCUAACCUCGCUUGAUGACAUUCGGCUCUGAACAAGUGAGAGGGUCAUUAGGAACAAUUUUUGGAAGAAAAUGCCACAGAUUUUGGAAGACUCUGCAGAUUCAUAUUCAAGAAUCAUAUUCAAGAUUCCAGAAAUUCAUAGAAUAAGGAAAGUUACAGAACAGAUUGCUGAUUACAUCAAGUGUAUAGUGUCAUGGAGAUCUAACUUCUUGCAGAAUUUAGUCUUCUGACCUUGAUUGGCUGGCUCAAAUGUGUUUGAGGAAAAAAGGAGUAAAAAUGAAAUAUUGUUAAAAUGAUCAUAGAUUGCCAUUUAUUGUUGGAGAGGACAAGAACAAACUUUGCUUGAGUACCAGGUGACUGGCUAAAUGUUACACAGAGGUGAAAUGUCACAAAUUAGACACAAGUUAUAUGUACCUUUUGAACCCAAUCAGCAUUUGGUUCUCUUUCUCAAUCCAAAACUCUUGGUCCCAACAUCUGAAUUAUCAAGAGGAAUGUGAUUACGGUAUUUUGCAAUCCAGGGCAGUGGUGGAACAAUGGUUAGGACUCUGGCCUACUGAUCAUAACGAUGUGAGUUUGAAUCUCUGUCCCGCCAAACUGCCACUGUUGGCCUGCCAUCUGCUCAGCUUGAUUAUGAGUUUCUUUGGAUAAAAGUGUCUGCUAAAGGAAUAAAUGCAAUUGGUGUAUAAUAUAGCUUCUGGCAGGGUAAUUCAAAGAGUAAAGCUGGUGAUAUAUGGAAUAGAGGAAUUGUAUAGACUAGACCAGGGGUUGUUGGUGUCUGCAGGUUAUUGUUCCAACCAAGCAAGAGCCACACCUGAUUCCACCUACACCAUUGAAUCCCAGUCUGUUCAAUAAGUUCCAGUGUGGGAUCUUCAUCUGUACCAAAUCUGACUUAGCUGAUCAAGCACUAGAGUAGGAUAUUUAACCUUGAGUCCUGAGAAACAUUCACUCUCCUUCACAACUUCAGUAUUUUCCCUGCUCUCAACACACCUGGUCUGGCUUAUUAUGUUAGGUUUAGAGCACAGAAAACAUAGACAGAAGAGGCUUUAUAAGACUGGUAGUUAAAAUCCAGGCCCUAGACCAGUGGUUCUCAAAGUGGGGUCUGGGGACCCCCAGGGGUCCUUGAAACAUAGCCAGGGGGUCCAUGACUUUCUUUAAAAAAAAAAAAAUGUUACAGUGGUGGAAACCACAAUGUCACAUUAUCAAAGUUAUUAUAUUUAGGGGUCCAAACACCAAAGUCAGCUCAGAGCUAAUGUGUUCUGUUAGUGGAAAUUUCAAGAAUAGAAAGUUCUAUGGCUCCAAAAAAUAUCAUUUAAAAAUGUUUAAUAAUUUUCACGAAAUAAGUCUAUGCUGAGGGGGUCUGUGGAAUUUAUUUUACAGUUAAAGUGAUCCCUGGCUACAAAAAGUUUGAGAACCAUUGCUCUAGACCAUCUUCCAGAACAAGAUUAGACAAGUAAAACAUUACAGCUAUACUAAUAACAAUUGAUAACUUGGCUAGGAAUGUUAUUGGAAAGAUCAGGAAAGUCAAUUCAGAACAGAUUGGAUAAAACAUUCAUUCCUGCUACACUAUUUUUGAUGUACUAGUAACAAAAUCACACCCUCGUGAGGUGUUAAUAUUUGCUAAGGGAUCUUGCUCAUUUAUUUGUUUUUUUCCCUGGAAGACAACGAAAAUGUGACAAACUGAAUAUUGAGGAAUUAGUAGAUAGUUGGGGUGAGGAACUACAUAGUUGGGUUUGAAAUAUUGUAUAUUUAGGCUAGUGAAAAAAAUCUUUGUUAUUUUUGUAUUAUUAUUUUUGAAAAUAGUGUUAGUGUUUGCGUUCUGUAUUUCUAGUUGCCAAAAUACACCAAAGAACAAAACCUCUGACAUGAAAUCUGCAAAGCAUCCUAGCUAACUUUCCCCUAAUUUAGUGAUUGAGUAAUUUACUAAAACUAAAUCAUUUUUAGCAUAUUAGCAUGUGUUAGUUAUUAAAAUACUAAAACUGCUAUACAUUAUUAAUAUUAUAUAAAUAAUGUGGUCUAAAUUACAGAUUCUCAUACUCUACAGAAUUUUACACUCAAUUAUCUAUGGAUUCUACAGUGAACAUGUUCUUGCAUAAAUAUUUUAUACUGAUUUAUUGUCACCACUUGGUUGUAAAGAAUGAU
This is a messenger RNA of Pangasianodon hypophthalmus (striped catfish), 3525 nucleotides long. It is a transcript of the gene styxl1, whose product is annotated as serine/threonine/tyrosine interacting-like 1. Gene Ontology annotation, cellular component: cytoplasm. Gene Ontology annotation, molecular function: protein tyrosine/serine/threonine phosphatase activity. The transcript has 5 exons. The record is from RefSeq and is a predicted model, not a curated record. Bases 300 to 1418 code for a protein of 372 amino acids. NCBI's taxonomy places the organism in Eukaryota, Metazoa, Chordata, Actinopteri, Siluriformes, Pangasiidae. Gene Ontology annotation, biological process: protein dephosphorylation.